AACAUUGAUUAUUUUAAAAUUUCGCGCCUUCUACCUCCAAGUCCAAGAUAGGUUGGAAUAGUGAAAACAUUACAAAUUACAAAUUUUAUACUGAUUUCAAUCAGUAAAUUGGUAGCCAGAAUAAUAUUCCAUUUCUUAUGCACUAUAUUGUGAACAUUUGCUUAUUCAGCUAUGGACAGUGAUGGAGAAAAUACAAUAAAUGAUUCUUUUGAAGGCCAGAGUUCUGAUCAAUACGAACCAAGUCGGGAUACAAAUCCUUUCAAAAUAUUGUUAGCGACAGAUAUACAUCUAGGCUAUAAAGAAAAUGAUUCUAUCCGAGGUGAAGAUACUUUCAAUUCAUUUGAAGAAAUUUUGAAAAUUGGUGUUGCUUCUGAAGUCGACUUUAUUCUCUUAGGAGGUGAUCUUUUUCAUGAUACCAAGCCUAGUCCAUCUUGUUUCAAUAAGUGUAUACGGCUACUCAGAAAUUAUUGCUUAGGAGACAAUCCAGUCAGAAUAGAAAUUUUGUCUGAUCAGCAAAUCAACUUUGAUCACAAUGUAAACAAAAUAGUUAAUUACGAGGAUCCUAAUUUGAAUGUAGGAAUACCUGUUUUCUCUAUUCAUGGAAAUCAUGAUGACCCCACUGGAAAAAACCAUGUCUCUGCAAUGGAUCUCUUGGCAUCAACAGGUCUUGUAAAUUAUUUUGGAAGGUGGAAUGACCUGGCUAAAGUUGAAAUAAAUCCAAUUCUGAUCAGAAAAGGAGAUAGCUUGUUGGCUUUAUAUGGUUUAUCACAUAUUUCUGAUCAACGUUUGGGUAGACUAUUUCUGGAGAAAAAGGUUUCUAUAGCUAAGCCUGACAAUAUUGGCGAUGAAGAAUUCUUCAAUCUGUUAGUACUGCAUCAAAAUAGAGCAGCAAGAGGAACAAAAAAUUUUAUACCUCCCGAUGCGAUUCCAAAUGACAUUGAUUUGGUAAUGUGGGGUCAUGAACACGAUUGCAGAAUUACCCCAGAAAAAGUUGGAGAAAUAUUUAUAACACAGCCAGGCAGCUCAGUUGCUACCUCUCUAUGUGCAGGUGAAGCAAUAACUAAAAAAGUAGGCAUUCUAAAAAUUCACAAAAAAAAAUUCAAAAUCGAUGAGAUCGAAUUGCGAACAGUUCGUCCAUUCAUAUUUGAAGAUCUUUUAAUCGACUUUCCCGAAGUUCCGAUGCAAGACCAAUUAGACAAAUCAAAAAAGGUCAUAAAGAUGAAUGUGGAGACUAUGAUUGAGAAAGCAGGGCAGUUGAAUCGUCUCCCACAGGGUAUUUUGCCUUUAAUAAGAUUGAGAGCGCAUUACAGACAUGAAGAUCAACUUUUUAACGCCAUAAAAUUCAGUCAAGAAUUUGUUGGAAGAGUGGCGAACCCUGAAGAUAUCUUGAAAUUCAUUAGUAUAUCCGGAGCCAAAAGGGAGAAAAUCUUUUUUGAUAAGGAACUCGGUGAAGGUGCGCUCAAUAAUGAAAAUAUUAAAAGAGUUGAAGACAUAAUAAUGAAAUAUCUUGAUAAAAAUAAAAUGCUUGUUCUUUCGGCAAAGGGAGUUACGGAUGGUGUAAUGAAAUACAUCGAUACCGAUGAUGAUGAAGCUCCUAUUCAAAUAAUCGAUCAUCAAUUCAAAAAAACUUUGGAAAAAUUGAUAGAACUUGAUCCAGAAAUAGACGAAGUUGAUGACUGUUUGGAAAACUUGUGCAAGAUGAGGACAAAUCAGGAUGAAGAUGAGGAGGUGUUGAAUAUUCUAAGGAGAAAAAAUGUUCAAAAAACUUCAAUAAUGGAAGAUGAUGAUGUUCCUAGUGAAGUCAUAGAUAUUGACGAUGAUGACGACAACACUAAUACAUCUAGAGUUUCUGUUGCACCUUCACGACCUGCGAGAGGUAGAGGCUCCAGAGGUGGUAGAGGUUCAAGAGGUCCAAGAGGUGGAAGGGGAAAAGCUAAAGAAAAAUCAUAAGAAUUACUUGAAUUUGUCUUUCUUCUUUCCAUUCCCUAAUGUUAACAUUGUAUUCGUUUCAUUGUUGUUUACUAUGUGCUUCUUUUUCUAGUUCUUUAGUGUUGCAAAUUUUUUCUUGUUAUUUAUAUUUAAGUAAAAUAUUUUAUAAUACUAUUCGUGAUAUUUUUGGCAUUUAAAUAAAUUUGUAAUCUUGAA
Harmonia axyridis is the source of this 2145-nucleotide messenger RNA. RefSeq names its product double-strand break repair protein MRE11 (gene mre11). The transcript has 9 exons. Lineage: Eukaryota; Metazoa; Arthropoda; Insecta; Coleoptera; Coccinellidae. Gene Ontology annotation, molecular function: manganese ion binding; 3'-5'-DNA exonuclease activity; DNA endonuclease activity. The coding region runs from base 172 to 1950 and encodes 592 amino acids. Gene Ontology annotation, biological process: double-strand break repair via homologous recombination; mitotic G2 DNA damage checkpoint signaling; mitotic intra-S DNA damage checkpoint signaling. Gene Ontology annotation, cellular component: nucleus; Mre11 complex. The record is from RefSeq and is a predicted model, not a curated record.